This is a messenger RNA of Procambarus clarkii (red swamp crayfish), 459 nucleotides long. NCBI's taxonomy places the organism in Eukaryota, Metazoa, Arthropoda, Malacostraca, Decapoda, Cambaridae. The record is from RefSeq and is a predicted model, not a curated record.
AUGGCAGAGUGCAAGAUUGCAGAGUGCAAGAUGGCAGAGUGCAAGAUGGCUGAGUGCAAGAUUACAGAGUGCAAGAUUGCAGAGUGCAAGAUGGCAGAGUGCAAGAUGACAGAGUGCAAGAUGGCAGAGUGCAAGAUUACAGAGUGCAAGAUAGCAGAGUGCAAGAUGACAGAGUGCAAGAUGGCAGAGUGCAAGAUGGCAGAGUGCAAGAUAGCAGAGUGCAAGAUGGCAGAGUGCAAGAUUACAGAGUGCAAGAUAGCAGAGUGCAAGAUGACAGAGUGCAAGAUGGCAGAGUGCAAGAUGGCAGAGUGCAAGAUGGCAGAGUGCAAGAUGGCAGAGUGCAAGAUGGCAGAGUGCAAGAUUACAGAGUGCAAGAUGGCAGAGUGCAAGAGUUACAGAGUGCAAGAUAGCAGAGUGCAAGAUGGCAGAGUGCAAGAUGGCAGAGUGCAAGAUGGCUGA